AUGGUUACCACGUCUGCCUCUCCGUCUCCCGGUAAUGACUUCUUUCCGCAGGGUCCGUGCAUGCGCCAGCCCUCGCUAUCGUUCCUGUAUCGGCUUGAAUGCGACAUUGCCAAAGAGGAGAUCAAUAUCGGCGCACCCCACAAUGCAGGCAUCAUUCGUAGUAUUGCCAACAUUGUCCGCGGCAGCCUGAAAGGACCCGGCAUUGAGGGUGAUGUGCUUCCGCUAGGUGGAGCCGACUGGGCAACCGUGGUGAAAGGAACACAUUCCAUGACUCUCGACGCCCGCUACACCGUCCGCACAAUUGACAACCAUCACCUCCAUAUUCGCGCACACGGGCUCUACCGGCCCGGUCCAGGCACGGACUACGCAUCACAGGUGGAAGCCAACCCAGAAAUGGUUCCACCGGCGAUAGUAUCACAAAACGACGUCGAGUUCUUCUCGCAUCUACGGAUUGAGGCGGGGCCUGGGCCGUACAACUGGCUUAAUGGAUUGGUGUGCCUUGGAGUAAUGACAUGCGAGGGAGAGAAGAUCUGGAUUGAUGCGUAUCAUUUGACCAAUUUCCCAGGCGUUCGGCCGGAAGAUGUGGUGGCGCGGGCAAAUACCCAUGCACCAAUCCCCAGUAGCAACACGAACUGGAGAGAUCUCGUGGCGCAGAAGCAGCGCGAAUGCCGCGAGAAGAUCCCAAGCGAAUGGAUUGUCGAUGAAAAACUCCUAGCGCAGGUACCGCGCCGGCUACUGGAGUAUAACCUCCCGCGCCAUAGCGGACUUCUAUCUGAGACCGAGCUGGAUUUGACGGAGAAGUAUACCGCCAGCCAGCUGCUCCCGAAAUUGGCCUCGGGGCAGGUAAGUUCGCUAGCUGUUACGACGGCGUUUUGUAAGCGGGCGGCUAUUGCGCAGCAGGUGACAUUCUGCUUGACGGAGACUUUCUUCCCGCAGGCGCUAGAACGGGCUCAAUUCUUAGAUGAAUAUCUACGUAAGGAGGGAAAGCCCGUUGGCCCUCUUCAUGGCCUACCGAUCAGUCUCAAAGACAGUUUCUGUGUUCAGGGCACGCAAGCCACGGUAGGAUACGUGUCGUUCUUGAAACAUGCACCUGCGGCGUCCGACUCGGCACUCGUCAGCAUGCUGCUCAAGCUGGGCGCCGUCUUAUAUGUUAAGACCAAUAUCCCGCAGACCAUGAUGACCGGAGACUCAGAUAAUAAUAUCUUCGGCCGUACCCUAAACCCGCAUAACACCUCCCUCACAGCCGGAGGCUCCAGCGGCGGCGAGGGCUCACUGGCUGCAUUCCGCGGAUCAAUCCUAGGCGUGGGCACUGACAUCGCGGGCUCAAUCCGUAUCCCUGCUCUUUGCUGCGGCGUAUACGGAUUCAAGCCAACGGUAGAUCGCAUUCCCUUUGGCGGACAGGUUUCUGGUGCCAUGGAGGGAAUGCCUGGCCUCAAGCCUUCCGCGGGACCAUUGGCACAUAGCAUCGCAGAUCUGCAACUGCUGAUGCAAAGCGUCGUAGGAGACGGAAAUGCGUGGGAGUUCGACUCCACGGCUGUCGGGGCGCCGUGGAAGCAGUAUUUGCACCAGAAUGAGCGAAACGGAAGUCUGAAUAUCGGGGUAUUGGCUGAGGAUAAGCAUUUCCCGCUCCAUCCUCCCAUCAAACGAGCACUCAACCUUGCAAUCGAGCGCCUAGCACGCGCAGGCCACCGCAUCAUCCACUUCGAAGACCCUAGCAACGAAUGCCUGUCCGUGGCGUAUGCAUCCCGCCUGGCAUUUCAGUACUUCACCUAUGGUCCGCACGAAGACCACAUCGGAGCCAUCGGCGAGCCCCUCGUGAACUCGGUAGCCAAGUUCGCGUCGCCGAUGUUCUCAGGUCCUUGGCCCGUUGAGCAAGGCCUGGAGCCAUUCCAGACGAUCCAGGCGCUACACGUUGCCAGACAGCGAGUGAACGAUGAAUGGCGUCAAGUAUGGGUUGAUCAGAAGCUGGAUGUGAUUUUGGCGCCUGGGGCGCAGAACACGGCUGUUGCGUAUGAUACCUUUGGGUGGCCACCGUAUACGGUUAUGUGGAAUCUGCUUGAUUAUCCUGCCUGUAUCAUUCCGUUUGGCAAGGCAUCGAAGGAGCUCGAUCCCGAAGACAUGAAAACAGGAGAUGAUGUGCAGCCAGACUAUCACCCAGACGAAGUAGACGGAGCACCCUGCGCAGUGCAAGUCGUUGCGCCGCGGUUCCAGGACGAACGUUGCCUAUGGGCGGCGGCGAUCAUUGAUCACGCAAUUCAAGAGUCUGAGUGA
This is a messenger RNA of Penicillium lagena, 2271 nucleotides long. RefSeq names its product general amidase GmdB (gene gmdB). The coding region runs from base 1 to 2271 and encodes 756 amino acids. The transcript has 7 exons. Lineage: Eukaryota; Fungi; Ascomycota; Eurotiomycetes; Eurotiales; Aspergillaceae. The record is from RefSeq and is a predicted model, not a curated record.